AUGAUACCUCAAACAAAUGGCAUCCAGAGAAUGGCAGGUGUAGUACUACUUAUACCAGACAAAAGAGAUUUCAAAAUUUUAAAAGGAAGCCACACAGCAGACAAGGCUCGAAAGGAUACAGGAAGUACACCCAUGGAACCAGAGGUGGUGACUCACCAAAUCAGAAUUACUCUAAGAAGGUGCAAUGUAAAAUCUUUGGAGAAGGUGUGUACUAACUUGGUGAGAGGCACAAAGGAAAAGAAUCUCAAGGUGAAAGGACCAGUCCAGAUACCUACCAAGACUCCACAGGAAGUUUUUCAAUAUUAUUUUGUAUUAGUUUUGGGUGCACAGACUUGGAAUCAUUUUCAGAUAAAGAUCCACAGGCGACUCAUUGGCCUGUACUGUCCUUCCGAGAUUGUUAAGCAAAUUACUUCCAUCAGUACUGAGCCAGGAGUUGAGGUUGAAGUUACCAUUGCAGAUGUUUAA
Molossus molossus (Pallas's mastiff bat) is the source of this 465-nucleotide messenger RNA. Its product is annotated as 40S ribosomal protein S20-like. The transcript has 2 exons. Gene Ontology annotation, biological process: translation. Gene Ontology annotation, molecular function: structural constituent of ribosome. Gene Ontology annotation, cellular component: ribosome; cytosolic small ribosomal subunit. Lineage: Eukaryota; Metazoa; Chordata; Mammalia; Chiroptera; Molossidae. The coding region runs from base 1 to 465 and encodes 154 amino acids. The record is from RefSeq and is a predicted model, not a curated record.